Magnolia sinica is the source of this 2628-nucleotide messenger RNA. RefSeq names its product bifunctional TH2 protein, mitochondrial-like. Lineage: Eukaryota; Viridiplantae; Streptophyta; Magnoliopsida; Magnoliales; Magnoliaceae. Gene Ontology annotation, cellular component: cytosol. The record is from RefSeq and is a predicted model, not a curated record. The transcript has 7 exons. Bases 269 to 1951 code for a protein of 560 amino acids.
UGACUUCCAACUGCCGACUCGGUCCGAUUCGGACCGUCUCCUAACCCGUAAGAAAAAGCGCCGGCGGCCGGCUUCUCGCUUAUAAAUGCCUCUCUCUCUGCCUCUCUCCUUCUCUCCCUCCCUCUCUCUCAAGAGAAUAAAAUAACAAAUAAAAAACAAAAAACCCCUCUUCUUCCUUUUAUCUCCAGAUCUCAACAGUCAAUACCUUCCCGAAUCAACGGCUCCCUUUCCCCCACAUCCCCGGCCCGAUCCUCCUCAUCCUGCGGCGAUGGGAGCCGUUCCAGACGCAGAAGGUCCAGCGCGUCGGUUCUGGGUCAGAUUCCGCAAGGAAUCGGUUUUCGCCGCGUAUACACCGUUCGUUGUGUGUUUGGCGUCUGGGAGAUUGGAGCUGGAGACGUUCCGGCAUUACAUCGCGCAGGACGUGUAUUUCCUUAGGGCUUUUGCGCGGGCGUACGAGAUGGCGGAAGAAUGUGCAGAUGACGACGAUGCGAAGAUGUCGAUAUCUGAGUUGAGGAAGGCCAUUUUGGAGGAGAUGAAAAUGCAUGAUGCGAUCGUUGAAGAAUGGGGUGUUGAUCUCACAAAAGAAAGCACUCCAAACUUGGCAACAGUAAAGUACACUGAUUUCCUGUUAGCAACAGCUGCAGGAAAGAUUGAAGGAGGGAAAGGCCCCAUCAAAAUUGCAACACCUUUUGAGAAGACAAAAAUUGCUGCUUACACAUUAGGUGCCAUGACUCCUUGCAUGAGGCUCUAUGCCUUUUUAGGCAAGGAGCUUCAGUCGUUCUUGGAUCCUGGUGAAACCAAUCACCUCUACAAGAAGUGGAUUGAGAAUUAUUCAUCUGAAAGUUUUGAGUCAUCGGCUCUGCAAACUGAGGAAUUGCUUGACAAACUAAGCAUCUCAUUGACAGGGGAGGAACUUGAAGUCAUAGAAAAGCUUUAUCAUCAAGCUAUGAAACUUGAAAUAGAUUUCUUUUCUGCUCAGCCAAUUGUUCAGCAAACUGUAGUCCCUCUGUCAAGAGUGCAGGAUCCAGCAGAGCAUCAGCUUAUCAUAUUUUCUGAUUUUGAUUUGACAUGCACUGUUGUCGAUUCCUCGGCCAUUUUAGCGGAGAUUGCUAUAUUAACUGCACCCAAAGCUGAUCAGAUUGGGCCUGAAAAUGUAAAUGCUCGUAAGUCAUCAGCUGAUCUGAGGAACUCUUGGGAUGCUCUUUCCAGUCUAUAUACAGAGGAGCAUGAACAAUGCAUAGAAAGCAUUAUUCCCAGUGAAGAAGCCAAAGUGGAAACUUUUAACUAUGAAGGUCUAUGCGAAGCACUUGAGCAACUUUCUGACUUUGAGAAACGGGCAAACUCUCGAGUCAUCGAGUCAGGAGUGUUGAAGGGCGUGAAUUUGGAGGACAUAAAACGGGCAGGGGAACGUCUAAUACUCCAGGAUGGAUGUCCAGGAUUUUUCCAGCAGAUUGUCAAUAAGAAGGAAGAGUUGAAUGCAGAUGUUCAUAUACUUUCAUAUUGUUGGUGUGGCGAUCUCAUUAGAUCAGCUUUUUCAUCAGGUGGCCUUAAUGUUGUGAAUAUACACUCCAAUGAGUUCACAUACGAAGAAUCUGUUUCCACUGGGGAGAUUGUUAUGAAGGUGGAAUCACCCAUGGACAAGGCUCGAGCUUUCAAGGAUGUUUUGAGCCAUAGUGACAACGGCAAACAUGUAUCUAUUUAUAUUGGAGACUCAGUGGGUGACUUGCUUUGCCUGCUUGAAGCAGAUGUAGGCAUUGUUGUCGGAUCAAGCUCAAGCCUAAGGAGAGUGGGUCAUCAAUUUGGUGUCUCUUUUGUUCCGUUGUUCACCGGAUUGGUGAAGAAACAAAGGGAAUUUGUUGAUGGGGAUUCAUCUAGUUGGAAGGGUUUGAGUGGCAUUCUUUAUACAGUCUCUAGUUGGGCUGAAAUACAUGCCUUCAUUUUGGGGCCAUAAUAUUCAAUGGCAUUCUCCCUCUGUUUUUAUUUUUAUUUUUAUUUUUUUCUAUUUCCUUAUUACCUAGGCAAAUCCAAGGAUUCGUAUAUCUAGGUCAAGAUAUUUAUGGUGGCUAAUUUUACAAAGAGCCGCCGGUCAGCUGUUUCUUUUUUUCUACAGGACCACCAUGCAAGUGCCGAACUUUGGCCGUUACAGGUGAUGUUGGGUAAUACUCUCUUGCGUUUCAGUCCUUUUUCGGCUUUUUAUAAUGGUUUUAAACAUCAGUUUAAAUCAAGUCGAUUCCACGGUUCACGGAUCUAAGGAAUUAGGUCAAUGGUAAGAAGGUAAUUGAGACGUUCUCAGCUGCAGACGGCCCCAAGAAGAUGCUUGGAUUUGUUUGUCCAAUUAGAUUUAAAUGUAAGUGAUUCUUUAAUGGGUAUAUUUGUUUUGUGGGGGAAUGGGCCUCCGUAGGUUUCCAUAAACUAUUACAAUGUAGUAGGGAUGGACGUGUAAAGCUUCAGCUAGUUUUUCCUAUGGUUCGGAAGCGCCACCCAUCAAAUACCAUAUGUUCUUUUUUUAAUUUCUUUAAAAAAAAGAAAAAAGGAAAAAAAAUUUGGGUUGUAGAAGGGGAUUUCAGUUUCCCCUGGUUUUAUUAAAAGGACUCCAACAUUAAUGAAAUCCCGCAGUUCCUCCUUGAA